Messenger RNA from Orbicella faveolata, 4384 nucleotides. RefSeq lists its product as uncharacterized. NCBI's taxonomy places the organism in Eukaryota, Metazoa, Cnidaria, Anthozoa, Scleractinia, Merulinidae. The record is from RefSeq and is a predicted model, not a curated record.
UGAUCUUGCAACGUUUUCGCUGAAGCAAUCAUUGCACGAAGUAGAAUCAAGUGUACUUUUCCGGCGCAACGAUUACUGCAACGAAAGCGUUUCCGAGACAUAUUCCUUUUACUUGUUGUUACAUAAGGCAACGUCUCGCUGAUUCACCUCUCUUUUAUUUUGUAGUAGUUUCUCUUUGGAGUCGCCAUUUUAAAUGGUAAAACUGUACAGAGGUGCGUGGUAAUUUAGUAUCCAAGUCUGAACAUCAUUACUGGCAAUAUUCUAUCAACGAUGUAAAAACAAUCACCUAAACAAUGCUAAAAGAAUUAAUAUCAUAUACCGAAUUAAUUCAUUUGCAACGUAUUAAAAUGAAAAGUUGAAUUGUUUUGAUCUGCUGUUGAUUCUAUAAUUGCCUGAAAAUAAGUUUGUUGUUGAUCUCGAAGAUAAGCCGACAAGUAACCGAACAACCAAAGUUGGAAUAUUUGCAUUUCAGCCAAUAACAAAGCAAAAACUUAAAAACUUCAAAUUGUUUGCCGACAGUACUUUGGCAAAGUACCAUUAGACAAUGGCCUUUUAUUACAGUUAUUCAACAAACGCUUACGAAAAUCCAUUUUGAAGGAGUUGAGUGUGAUAAUUCGGCUUUGGUGGCAUUUCCAACUGGCAAACCAAAGAAAAAGUGCUCCUAGUGUAUUUGAUUCCGCAAUUUCUUCUUCGUUUCGCAUCCUAUUUCUUCGAAGAUCCGUCUGUUUUGUUUGGUUACCAUGAAGUUUCAUUACUUUGACCGAAAGCACUGAAUGUUUUGCCAAACAAAGGUAUCCUUGCGUAAACAAUAAAGCAAUAACUUUUCCAUAUAUUAACGAUCUGUUUACUAAUGCCUGCUGAACAAUGCAGGUUAUUCCCAGCGGUCAUUUCACCUAAGUUAGAUUCACAAUUUCGAAGCUGACUUUGAUGAAUCACCUCUCCCACUAAUUGCACUCAAUUAGCACAUCGAGAAGCGAAAACCUUUUGCAAACAACGCCUUGAUUGAUGUCGUUGUUAUGGAGUGGAAAACCAACUCAAAACAAUCAUUUAGUAAAUUGAUAUUGGAAGAAGAAGAGGGAGCAAUGAAGCCGACGGUUAGCACAAUUUCGAGUGGCUGGAUUCGAUCAGGGAGCGAAUUUCACGGAUUUUUUGAGGCAUCCAAUGAAUUUCUCGGUAUAAGACUUAAAGCGUCAGCCAUUUGUGUAGAAAACUCGAAGUCGUCGAGUAUCAGGUUCAGAAUCCUCAACAAACUUCAAUAUGAACCAUUUUUAGAAGAAAACGAGAGGAGAGUGUCGGACAUAAUACAAAUUUAUCCAAAAGAAUUUGUUUUCGAGCCGUCUGCCGAGCUCGUGUUAAAGCUACCGAGCUGCGUGGUACCGAAAUCUUGUGGCCAGAUGGUUUGCCUCUACUGCAGUAACGUUUGGCUGAGGAAUGGUGUGAAACACCUUAAAUGGAAGCCACUCGAUUCGUUCUGUUUUCACGUGAAUGAAGCGAGGACUGAAGCGAGAAUCUGUUGUAAAAAAAGCGGACUUUAUACGAUUAAAAUUACCCAGCAUCCCCAGGUUACAAAAAAUCUGGAUUCCUACACAGACUGCGAGGUGGAGCUGGCGGAAUAUCCCGGAAUUCAAAUCAAGUUUCCUGUUGGUUGCGUUACUCGCAAAACGCCGGUAACAUUAGAAACAAUUUCCAAUGAGGACUUGUACAAUCUGCAAGCACCGGCCCCAGUCUCCCCAAGAUCAUUGAGUUCGUGGCUUCCACCUCAGAGCUGCGAUCCAGAGGAUCUAGAUACUAACAACAUGGUGGACAUCACAUCCAGUCCUGUUGUCCUCAUACGUCCGUCGAAGUUUCGUUUCACGAAGCCUAUUAAACUCACCCUACCUUUGAUGGGAGAUGAUUUUGAAGAUUUCUUUUCUAGGGAGAGCACCAGGGUAGCAGUGUUACAGAGUAAAAUGUUGGACGAGGACAUAAUCUUAUGGAAACACCAUUACAGCACACCAAAGAUUGAGACCAUGGAAAACGGGUCCAAAGUUGGUUCUUUCUUGAUCACAAGAGGAGGGUUAUACAAACUUGUUCGGCGGAUGACAAACAACAACAUGCGCUAUAUUGAACAAAUAUCUGGUUGCAUUUCAAGGGAACUCCUUUUCCCUACCAGCAACAACACUAAAAACAGCAACUUCGUUACCACGUCCCUUCGAGGGCUCAUGACCAAGAUCGUAGAGCCUGGUAAACAGUUUGUGUUAAGAGUUGCUCUAUUUGACAAUUCACAACUUAAGAAUCCUGACAAAUGCUUUAUUUCUGAAGUUUGCUCCCAGCCGCUGUCUCUACCCUUAGGCAAAACUCGAUUCCUUGUGCGUGGUAGCUUUGAAUCCGACAGGGAUGCCGCUGACCAUACCGAGGAGCGUACAGUUAUGUUCACAGGCAAGACCACGUUUGUUGAUUUCUAUCUGCAGUUUAGGCUCAGUGAUCCGACAAAGCUUCCUGAUGUGAUUGGCAAGAUAUCGGUGCAUGGAGAAGGAGAUGUACAGUUCUACAUCAAUCUUCACAAACCAACACAGAUAGAGGACUUAAAUAAUUUAGAUCAUGACAAGUCAAGAAUACGCGUCAAAAGGAAAAAACCAAAACCGCUACUAAAGCGUCAAACUGUUGCGGAGUUCAGAUCUUUAAGAGAGGACGCUAUCCUCGAGGAGACUGAAGUUUCGUCUUCUCCCGACACAGGUCAAACAUUCCGACACUUAUUUCCGUUUCUUUCCGAACCAGGUAUGAAUCUUUCCGAGGCGCGCGCGUCGUCUUCGAAACUAGCGCAGAGUUUCGAAAAUCUGCCGGAAAUUUCAAGUCAUUCAAGCAAACCUUGCCGCACCAGUUCCUUUCAAACAGACGAGUCAGAGGAGGACUUGGAGGAACUCAGAUGAAGCUAUGCACGUGCAAGAUAAGAGGAAAAGGAGCGAUACUGGUUACUAUUAAGCUACAGCAAGUACAGAGAGGAGACGGAUCAAUGAAGACGUUCAAACCGGUCAUGUUUCGUCCUUGUUAUUUUGGGUCUCGGGUAGAGUUUGAUCCACCAGUCAGUGAAACGACAUACUAUUUCUCUUGGCAUUGAACGCCACAAGGUUAAAUAUAAACAAUGACUACACCUAGGAGCAUACUAUGUCACGUUACUUGACGCCCCUUUCUUGUAAUGUAAAACCGGGUCUUUAUUGCAUCUCCUCCGGAAUCAAACAUGAAAGAUCGACCGAGAAAUUAGCUUGGAAUUAGAGUAAUUGAAAAAGAAUAAUUUUGCACGAAGACUGCUUCGAACUGGUAAAUGACUAAAUUACUUGUGCGCUCGCAGGACUUACUGAGUGUAAGUAUAUCGUAUCAGACUUUUAAGUGUGUACUAUCGCUAACUGUAAAAUAACUGAGAUGCUACGCGCGCUCUCAUUGGUCGAUAGGUGUGCUUAGAUGAGAAAUUUCAUGCCCCAGAAAAUUGCCCAAACCCUCCUCUCAACGAUAAUGGUCUGUCCCUGAAGGAAAUUCCGCGAGAUACUUGUACUAGCCUCGCGCGUUUCGCACUCGUUUCGCUGGGUUGAGUUUCUGAGUAAAUGAUAGUAGCGGACACUCGGCGUAAAUUUUCAGUGGGAAUCUGAUUGCUUCCCCAUUGUUUUCUAUUGGCCUACAGAACACAUCGUGCGCGUGUUAUUCUUGAAAAGAGAAAUUUUCAAAUAUGCACCGCAAUUAAAAGCUUUGGACUGCGAUCCUUUAGAGUGUCUACUACGCAGCUUUCGUUUCGUCUGAGCGAUAAUUCGCGAGCUGCACAUCGUUAACUGUUUGCUCUCAAAAAAUGUCGGACUCGUAAUCUUAUCAUUUAAUGAAUACAAUUCGCACUCGUGCAGAAAGAAUGAACAGUGAGCUUAGAGAAUCUUGUUCGCUUAAUUAAGCUGGUGAAGCUUGAAAUAGUUCCAUUAAAAAAAACCCAAGGCCAAACUUAAUGUGCGCGUUCGAAAACCAGAAUCACCGCAUUACACAGAAGCAACCCUGAUUGCCCUAAAAAAAGUUAACCUCCUACUGAUCACUGACCGAUUUUUUUCCUCUAACUGUUGACUGCACAUACGCAUCGCGCAAUUUAUUCGUGAAAAAUAAAAUUCAUUUGUGCGACCUUUAGUCGCGCCCGUCCCUUAAAUAGCAGACUGAAAACGUGCAAGACUUACUUUAGACUUACAGUCUCCGUCCACGGUUUUGGCUCUUGAUUCUUAAAUCUACGCGCGCUCCGCGGUUUGUUGCGUCCUCUCCCCGCUCAGUAUGCACUAGCCCAGUUUAUUUGGCGCGCGCGCAUAACUGGUACUGUGACGUAGGCUGAGCUUGCGAAGUUUGCUAUCAAAUAACGGUUUACAUAGAAAAAAAAAAAAAA